Molecule: messenger RNA, 1351 nt
Organism: Salvelinus fontinalis (brook trout)
Lineage: Eukaryota; Metazoa; Chordata; Actinopteri; Salmoniformes; Salmonidae
Product: protein TMEPAI-like
Exons: 4
Coding region: 407-1351 (314 amino acids)
Biological process (GO): negative regulation of transforming growth factor beta receptor signaling pathway
Cellular component (GO): Golgi membrane; early endosome membrane
Molecular function (GO): R-SMAD binding
Source: RefSeq, a predicted model, not a curated record
CCUCUCACUGUCAUUGUCACCAGCAGCAUUCUCCCUCCUCCACCACCCCACUGCUCCGAGUCUAGCUUUCUUCCCCCCACCCCCCAUGUCUGGCAGCCUGUCUGGAACCGCUCCCCUUUUGGAAAGCGGAGGGAGGAGGGUGGGGUGUAAGCCUGCCCACACCAGGAGCACGGAACACAGCCAUUCUUUUGAAUGACUGCGAGAGGGGCGCCGGAACAUUUUUCAAGAUGUGGGGUGUCUAUUCAUUAUAGGUAACAUCGCUACAUCGUGACUAGGUUGGAAUGACGUGACAAAUGUGGAACCAUAGAGGCCGACUCUGACAGCGGGAGCUGCUGUACAAGUUGUCAGCCCUGUGUAGGGCCACUGUCGGCGGCUCUUCCCCGGCGUCCCGCUACUCCCGAGCCCCAUGCAAAACAUAACGGUACCGGGCAGCUCCAUCAACUCGAACUCCAAUGUCAUUUGCUCCUGCAACUGCACUGGAUCCCAGUCGCAGGGGAUGGAUAUAUCUGAACUGGAGUUUGUUCAGAUAGUAAUCAUAAUGGUGGUGAUGACAGUGAUGGUGGUGGUGAUUAUCUGUCUGUUGAACCACAGGCUGUCUGCCCUGGCCUUCUUUAGCAGACAGACACACAGCCUCGACCAGGACAGACAGCGGGAUCAGGUCAACAUGCAGCACGAUGGCUGUGUGUGGCCAACCAACAGUCUGGUGAUGCAGCAGGGAACCACAGAGGUGAUGUAUGGGCCCAGGCCGACCCAGGAGAGGUUCAACCCCCCCUCCUUUAUGCAACGGGAGCAUUUCAGCCGCUUCCAGCCCACCUACCCCUACCUGCAGCAGGACAUUGACCUGCCGCCCACCAUCUGUCUCUCUGAUGGGGAGGAGCUGCAGCCCUAUAAAGGCCCGUGUACCUUACAGCUGAGAGACCCAGAGCAGCAGCUGGAGCUGAGCAGAGCAUCCAUCAGACCCCCCCCCAACAGGACCAUCUUCCACAGCGACCUGAUCCAUGUCUACGUCCACAGCGGUGGCCCUCGGCCCCCCAGCAGUAACUCGGGUGUCAGUGCCGCCGAACGCAUGGAGGGACUGCCUCCCACCUACAGCGAGGUCAUGGGUCACUACCCAGGAUCCUCUGUGUUUCACCACCAGAACCAGUACAGCAAUAAAGAGCCGUUCGCCCAGUGGACAGGGAGCAAAGACAGGACACUGACAGACAGACACAGGCAGAUGAGCAACGAAAGCACAACCACCACAGGCUCCCCUGGCUCUGGCAAGGUCAAGGUCAAGGUCAAGGUCAAGGUCAAGGACAAUGACAAGGACAAGGAGAAGAAUAGGGACAGACGACGGGACAAACCAGUGUGA